CAGCUGUCUCGUGAUGAGGGCUCUGGGUUGUAUUCUCGCUCGUACAAAAACAAUUGUACUGAGAUUAUCCAGACAUGCUCUCCACAAAAGUCUUCCACACGUGUACAAGAUAGACUGUCAGGCUUUGCGAUGCUUUGGCACAGAUAAUUCACAGAGCUCGAAACUAUAUUACGUCACAACUCCCAUCUUCUAUGUCAAUGCAUCUCCUCACAUUGGUCAUGUGUAUUCAGCUGUCACUGCAGACUGUCAGCACAGAUUCAAAAUCUUACAGGGAUACAACUCCAGAUUUGCCACAGGUACAGAUGAACAUGGUCUUAAAAUCCAACAGGCAGCGAGCAAUGCGGGAAAAGACCCUCUGAACUUCUGCACUGAGGUAUCAGAGAGUUUUAAGCAUGUUUUCCAAAGAUGUGGUAUUUUAUACACGGACUACAUUCGGACAACAGAGGAAAGACAUCGACAGGCUGUUGAACACUUCUGGACUGUUCUCCAUAGCAAAGGCUUCAUCUACAAAGGCACUUAUGAAGGCUGGUACUCCACUCCAGAUGAAAGUUUUCUUACACCAACUCAAGUCACCGACAGAACAGACUCCGAGGGACGACAGAUCAAAGUAUCCACUGAGAGCGGCCACAAGGUGGAGUGGAUGAAGGAGGACAAUUACAUGUUCCGCCUAUCGGAUUUCCGCACCAAAUUGCUUCAUUGGCUCCGAUUAAACCCAAAUAUCAUCCAGCCUGUGAAGUUUCAUCACUUGGUUCUUCAGUGGCUGGAGGACGAUAUCCCAGACCUGUCAGUAUCCCGCCAAAAAAGCCGCCUCCAGUGGGGUAUUUCAGUCCCUGGAGAUCCGGAACAAAUCAUCUACGUGUGGUUGGAUGCUCUGGUGAACUACUUGACCGUUGUUGGUUACCCACAGAAUCACUCCCAGUGGUGGGCGGCUGUCCAUCACGUUGUCGGUAAGGACAUUCUUAAGUUCCACGCGAUAUACUGGCCGGCGUUUCUCUUGGCUGCAGGAUUACCUCUUCCUCAGACCAUAUUCGUGCACUCUCACUGGACUGUGGAAGGAAAGAAAAUGUCCAAGAGUCUUGGAAACGUGAUCAACCCAUUGGACGCCAUAAAGAAGUUCACCGUGGACGGCCUGCGCUACUUCCUUCUGAGGCAAGGGGUUCCUGACUCGGACUGUGACUAUUAUGACGAUAAAGUCAUAAAGAUGUGCAACAGCGAGUUAGCGGAUGCUCUCGGUGGGCUUUUAAACCGCUGCACUGCGCCCUCACUCAACCCCACGCAGGUGUAUCCUCAGUUCUGCAACUCCUGCUUCCCAAAGGACCCAUCUGAAGCGCUUCGUGGAAAAGCCGUCCCAGAAGACUACAGAAUGGUGGAGGCCGUAUCUGCGCUUCCUGUCUUAGUUGAGCAGCACUUUGAGAAUCUACAAAUAUAUAAAGCACUGGAGGCCAUUAGCGCAUGCGUGCGGAUGACUAAUGCGUUUGUUCAAAGACAUGCACCGUGGAAGCUGGACCGGAACAAUCCUGGAGACCAGCAGUGGCUUGACACCAUCCUUCACGUGUCUUUAGAGUGCCUCAGGAUGUAUGGGAUACUCCUGCAACCCGUGGUGCCAGAUCUUGCAGACAGAAUUUUAUCUAGGUUGGGAGUCAUGCCUGAGGAGAGAAACUGGGAUUCUCUCAACUUCCUGAUGAAAUGUGAAGGAAGAGACUGUGUUUUAGAAGGAAGAGUGCUGGGUCCCGACUUGGGAGUGUUGUUUAAUCGCCUUGAGAGGAGCCAAGCGAAAGGGAUUCCCAACAAGUCAAAAUCUUAGUGCAUACUUUAGCAAUUCAAACCAAUUCUACCAAAUAUAGUAAUAGCCGUGGUGAAUGAUGGUGUUGGGGUACUAUGGGUUAAGAUGAAAAUCAUAGAAUUUUUUUGGAAUGAUUUAAAGGGAUAGUUCCCCCAAAAUUAAAAUUGUCAUUAAUUACUUGUUUAAAACCCACAAGGGACGCAAAUGAAGAUCUUUUUGAUGAAAUUUGAGAGAUUUCUGUCCCUGCAUUGACAACUACGUAUGGAAGCUUGUUUCUGCCACAGAAUAAAAAAAGGUAAUUGCAACUUUUUUCUCGUAGAAUUAAACUUUAUAACUCGCGAUUGCGAGUUUCUAUCUUACAAUUCUGAGAAAAGAUAUCAAAAUUGUGAGUUACAAUUACGAUUUUGACUAUAACACACAAUUUGAGACCAUUUCUCAGAUUUGCGUGAAAUAAGUCAGAAUUACAAGAUAUAAACUCGCAAUUAUCUUUUAAACGUUUUUAUUCUGUGGCGGAAACAAGCUUCCAUGGCUACGUAACUAGCACUUUGACGCUUCAUAAAGAGAUUGUAAAUCUAAUACAAAUGAAUUGAGUGUAUUAGUUCAAAUUUUCUGGAGACACAUGAUAGCUUGAUUGAAUUUAGGCUAAAUUAAAUCUGUUAUUCAUGUAAAGCGAUCAAGUCUCUUCAGACUAAACCACUCACUUCAUAUGGAUUAGUUUUACGAUAUCUUUUUGAAGCGUCAAAGUGGUAGUUAUGUAGCUGUCAAUGGAGGGACUGCGAUUUCAUUGAAACGAUCUUCAUUUGUGAUCACAAAUGGCUUCCAGGUGUGGAACGACAUGAGGGUGAGUCAUUUUUGGGUGAAAUAUCCCUUUACGGUAACACUAUAAUGUUUCGACAAUGUAAGACAAGGUUUAAAAAGUGACAUGGUUUUUUUUUUAAUGAGAAAUACACGAAACUGAAAAAUUGUACAAAUUGAAAUAAAAUAAAAAAGUUGCAAUAUU
Messenger RNA from Pimephales promelas (fathead minnow), 2783 nucleotides. The record is from RefSeq and is a predicted model, not a curated record. Lineage: Eukaryota; Metazoa; Chordata; Actinopteri; Cypriniformes; Leuciscidae.